UCCAAUGGCAACUUUCCAUCCCCACACCCUUCUCCAAAUUAUCAAACAAUGGCAGCCACAGCCUCCUCUUACCGUUCUCCCUUCCUACCUUCUUCACUCAAUCUCCACCACCACCACCACCACCACCACCACCAACCUCUGCAGCUAGUAACGAGGGCAAUUUCGACUACGAACAAGGGAUCGACACGAACAAAAUACCGAAAACGAGCCAUUAAAUGUGGUCGAGAGUUUUCAGAUUUUGUGGGAGGGGAUCUCGUAAAGCUUGAUCUCGGAAAAUGGCUAUCGGAUGUCGAAGAACACAAAGCCAUUGCGAUCUAUUCUCCUCAUGAAGGAGGUUACGAGGGCCGUUAUCUUAACCGGCUUAGGUACCAAGGCUACCGGUUCUUGGAUCUAUCGGCUCGUGGUCUAGGCGACCCAGAGACCACAUUAACCAAGAUUCAUCCAGUUUGUCCCGCGCAUAUCGGAAAACAGCCAAUAGCACGAUGGUAUUUUCCACCGGAGGUUGAUUAUCGGCUAUCUUUGCUUCCUCCAGAUGCCAAAGGUCUGGUGGUCUGGGUCUUAGAAGCCAAGGUUCUCUCCAAGGCAGAACUGCAGUUUCUCGCGCUCCUCCCCACACUCCGGCCCAAAGUUAGGGUGAUCGCGGAAUGUGGCAACUGGAGAAAAUUCGUUUGGACGCCACUCAAAGACAUUGCAGGAUUAGCAGCAAAUGAAGCUACAUGAUCCAACUUUUUGCUCACAAUCAAGACGAACACCAAAUGUAUAUUUGCCAAAAGUUUUAUGAACACCAAGGUCGUUUAUAUUGACAAUGAUUCGUUUUUUAUGCAUGUAAAUCUAGCAUUAUAUCUAAUGCCUAUAAUCAUACAAAAAGGGAGAUACGAGUAUGCUAUAACCCCUUUAUAUA
Cynara cardunculus var. scolymus (artichoke) is the source of this 901-nucleotide messenger RNA. RefSeq names its product NAD(P)H-quinone oxidoreductase subunit N, chloroplastic. NCBI's taxonomy places the organism in Eukaryota, Viridiplantae, Streptophyta, Magnoliopsida, Asterales, Asteraceae. Gene Ontology annotation, molecular function: oxidoreductase activity, acting on NAD(P)H, quinone or similar compound as acceptor. Gene Ontology annotation, cellular component: membrane. The coding region runs from base 49 to 720 and encodes 223 amino acids. The record is from RefSeq and is a predicted model, not a curated record. The transcript has 4 exons.